This is a messenger RNA of Camarhynchus parvulus, 2122 nucleotides long. It is a transcript of the gene FBLIM1, whose product is annotated as filamin binding LIM protein 1. The coding region runs from base 407 to 1522 and encodes 371 amino acids. The record is from RefSeq and is a predicted model, not a curated record. The transcript is spliced from 9 exons. Gene Ontology annotation, biological process: cell-cell adhesion. Lineage: Eukaryota; Metazoa; Chordata; Aves; Passeriformes; Thraupidae. Gene Ontology annotation, cellular component: stress fiber; focal adhesion. Gene Ontology annotation, molecular function: filamin binding.
GCGGUGAUGCCGGGCGGCUCUGCCUUCCCGCUGCCCCCGCCGCGCCCGCGGAGCGCACGGAGGGACCCGCACCGGCUCCCCAGGUAGGGGACGGGGACAGGGUCACCCCCCGAGAGGCUGCAGGGCCACCUCCGGGCAGGCGACACCCCUCCGUCCCGGCAGAGAACCUCGCCCGCAAGGUACGACCCCCCCAGUUUUCUGCAGCUCUGCUGGGGAGGAGGAAAAGCGGCGGCUCCGGCGGAGGCUGAAGUCACCGGCAGGAACAUCGCGAAGCUUUGCCCCCACCUCUGGGAGUCUGUCUGCCCCACAAAGAAUGUGCUGACCCCCGUGAGUGGGAUUUUGGGGGAGCAGAGCCGCAUGAGACCGGAACUCAUCACACAGAAUCAACCCCCGAUCUGGCCCUUCCAUGGCUUCAGCAAUGUUGCCAGGGAAAGCAGAGAAAAGAAUUGCUUCAUCCAUCUUCAUCACCCUCGUGCCACCACGGAGGGACGUGGCCACCAAGGAGAAAACCCAGCGGGAUCCGCAGCCAGGUGGUGCCGGGGUCCCUGGCACCCACCAGCCCCCGAUCCUGCUGUCACCCCCCCAGUUACCCAACGGAGAAACCCACACGGUGGCCCCUGUACCUGCAUCCCCACCAGUCCUGCCCCUCUCUGAAGUGCCCCAGCCUUUGUCCAUGGAGCCACUGAGUCUGGCACUGCAGCAACUGGACCUUGCACCACCUGCCACCCUCCAGGCCUCUUCCACCUUCCCUGCUGAAUUGAAGCCACCCACAUUUUCCCGGGAGCAAGCAGGCAAGCGGCAGUGGCAGGAUGUGAAUGGGGACCCGGGGAGGGACAGCUCCAGAGACAUCUGUGCCUUCUGCCACAAAGCGCUGGGGCCGCGGGAGCCGACAGUGGAGGCGAUGCGGAAGCAGUACCACCCCGACUGCUUCACCUGCCGCACGUGCCGCCGACUCCUGGCUGGGCAGCCCUACUUCCAGAGAGAUGGGUGCCCCACGUGUGACACCUGCUUCCAGGCCACGCUGGAGAAAUGUGCCAAGUGCCAGGGGCUGAUCACAGAGCACAUUGUCCGUGCCCUGGGCAAGGGUUACCACCCCAGCUGCUUCUCCUGCGCUGCCUGUGGCCGGGCCAUCGGCACUGAGAGCUUCGCCUUGGACGAGCAGGGUGACGUGUACUGCGUGCCCGACUACUACAGGUUGGCCCUGGGGGAGGGUGUCCCACACUGGGAGCUGGGUUUGGCUCGUUCCCAUCACCCUGCAGGGCUCACGCCACCCCCGUUGGCUCCCAACAGGAAAUACGCCGUGGUGUGCAGCGCCUGCGAGCGCCCCAUUGUCCCCCAUGAGGACGAGGACACCUACAAGAUCGAGUGCCUGGGACGCAGCUUCCACGAGAGCUGCUACCGCUGCGAGAGCUGCAGGACGCCCCUGUCACCGGAGCUGACAGAGAACGGGUGCUACCCCCUGGACGACCACCUCCUCUGCAAGUCCUGCCACAUCCACUGGCGCAACGAGUCGUCCUGCUGAGACCCUGAUGCUCAUCAACCCCUUCCAGUGCCAGGCACCAAAAAGGAGGUGCCCCCAGUGGGAUGCACCCCAUGGCUGACCCUGGGCGCCUGCUGCACCCCCAGAUUACUGCAGAACUGAGUUUUCAUCGCCAAAAAUGUCCCCAGGACCCUGACCCAGUGGGUUGGCAGGGUGGAGAAUUGUGGAUAUGUCCCGGCACAGCUCUGUGCUCAUGAUAAAUAUAAAAUGCCCUGACAGAGCAGCAAUGAGGAAUGGAGGGUUUAUUCCUUAUAUCUUUUUUAAAACUCCUUUUCCCAAAGGCCAGUUUGGUUUUCUUGGGUGGUGUUUCUUUCUUCUCAAGCUUCCUUGGGGUUUCACUGAAAUGUUUCUCUCUGUGGAAGAUCAGGGCACUGAUUUAGUUACUCGCAGUUAAAUAAAACCCCGAGUUUAAAACUCUCAUUCCUUUCAUCCACCCUGCAUUCCAAACCUAUCAAAUCCAAGUUUAAAAAUAAGGAAAAAAAGCCGGUUUUGGAUUUUCUAGGCGUGGUGAGAGUUGGUCCAUAAAAGUUGAUUUUAGGGUGUAGUGAUGUGGCAGAUACUGCUGUCACCGAGGGGAGAGCC